AUGGAGAUCCUCUUCCUCUACAGCUACGACAACUGUGGCAAGACCUUCGUCGAUGUGGCUGCCUUGAGGAAGCAUUCCCACAUGCAUGGCGGAUGGCAGUAUGUUUGCGAGGAGCCCGGCUGUGGGAAAGUGUCUCUAGUAAAAGAUUACUUUAUGCGUUUACCAGUGCCUACUCUAGCGUUGAAAUUUGUAGAUAGCUCAAAGUUGAACAACUCCCUCAAUGAUGAAUCCCUUCUCUUCUUCUGGUUUCCUUCAUCCCCGCAUCUGAUUCCUGCCCACAUCUCUGGGUACAAGAACCAGUUCCAGAACUUCAUCAAGCACCUGCGCGAAAUGGGUGAUGAGGUGCAUACUAUAGAAUGUUGA
This is a messenger RNA of Triticum turgidum subsp. durum (durum wheat), 363 nucleotides long. The record is from the annotation of a GenBank genome assembly. NCBI's taxonomy places the organism in Eukaryota, Viridiplantae, Streptophyta, Magnoliopsida, Poales, Poaceae.